This is a messenger RNA of Hippocampus comes (tiger tail seahorse), 4086 nucleotides long. It is a transcript of the gene lgi1b, whose product is annotated as leucine-rich, glioma inactivated 1b. Gene Ontology annotation, molecular function: protein binding. The record is from RefSeq and is a predicted model, not a curated record. Lineage: Eukaryota; Metazoa; Chordata; Actinopteri; Syngnathiformes; Syngnathidae. The transcript has 12 exons. Bases 1070 to 2776 code for a protein of 568 amino acids. Gene Ontology annotation, biological process: myelination.
UCCAAUGGAUUUUGACGUGAAACUGACACUAAAUUCACCAGCCAGUGGCAAAUUUUGCUGUCCAAUUGUGAACCAAAGAGCACAAUUGCACCUUCAAUCAUCUCUCCAAGCACGCCAUUCAUUAGGGGCGUCCGUCGACAGCUGGCGUAUUAAAAACGAGUAAUGGCGAUUGACUAUUGUGUCGCCGGGUGUAGCCUUUUGGUCUGAUGACAAUGAAUCAAAAAAAAAAAAAAACCCUCCCUCGCUUGCUAAUGAGCAUUUUACAUCUCGUCUGCUCUGGGCCUCUCCGUUUCCAGGGGCAGUCUUUUACCGGUUGCCAAGCAACCUCGUGAGGAGACAAUCCAGCAAAAAAAUAAAUAAAAGGGCGCAUUUCUCGUAUGGAUAUCUUACGAGCUGUUUGAACAGGUCAAGUCAUUAACAUUAACCGUCUUUGGGUUGCCAACCUCCUCCCCGAUAAUCUUUACGGCGAUGCGCCAAUAUUGUCAGUCACACAACUUAGAAGCGAGAGGUUAAGCCUUGAGAAUCGACAGCGUGGAGCAGAAGCGGUCUUUUUUGUUCGUUUGUUUGUUUUUGCCUCUGACAGGAAGGCCCGGCAGACUGCUGAGCCUGAGCGGAGGUGCAACACUUGGGCUCUGUGUUGUAACAUUUAUUGACUCCGCAGAGAGCAGCUGACAGGGUGGACCGAAGGCCGUUUCAUGCAACUGCUAUCAACAAAUGGGAGCCAUAUUACCGUCAGGGUGGACAGAUCUUUCAGGGCGUUCUAAUCGGGCUCAGUGAAAGACAAAGGUGAAAGGGGAAAAAAGAGCAGAAGCAAGGUGAAGAUGAUCUGGCGCAACGAUGCCGUGACUGCUCUUCAUCUCAUAAUCAAGCGGCGACCCCGACGAAAAAGAUGGGAUUGAUCGCAGCAUACCUGUCCAGUUCGUUGGAGUGAAAAGUGCGGUGAGCCACCUUCCCGCAUACUGGAACGGCGUCUUGGACCCGAAAGCAGCGCACACCAACAACGGACUCACUCUGCAUUUUUCUUGUGAACCGAGAAGUUGCGAGUCUCAAGCAGGACAAUUUAAGGGAGAUGGCAACCGCGGGCAGGAGCGCGCGAGGCUGGCCGCUCGUGCUUUGGGUGGUCGCCGCGUGCUCGCUCGCAGCAGACGGACGGAGAGUGAAGCAGGCCCGAUGCCCCGCUGGCUGUACUUGCACCAAAGAGAACGCCCUGUGCGACAACGUCCGAGCCGUGCCUCGCACCUUCCCUUCAGACGUGCUCUCGCUGUCUUUUGUCAAGUCCGGAUUCAACGAAAUCGCCGGGGGAAGCUUUGUGCAUACGCCUGCCUUGCAACUACUGUUGUUCACGGCCAACUCCUUUGACCUCAUCGAUGACGAUGCCUUCGUCGGCCUGCCGCAUCUGGAAUAUCUAUUCAUUGAAAAUAACAAGAUUGCGACACUCUCCCCCUUUGCAUUCCGAGGCCUGAAAUCAAUGACCCACCUGAGUCUGGCGUACAACAACCUUGAGACGCUGCCUAAGGAUGUGUUUGAGGGACUGGAUGCUUUGACGAAAGUGGACCUGAGAGGCAACAACCUGCUCUGCGAUUGCAAACUCAAGUGGCUGGUCGAGUGGAUGCGCCACACCAACGCCACCCUGGACCAGAUCUACUGCAGCGGGCCGCCCGUCCACCGGGGCAAGAAAAUCAAUGACCUGCUGCCGCGCUCCUUUGAUUGCAUCGCGUCAGAGUUCGCCGCCUACCAGUCGCUGAACUUUGAGUCCAUUUCCGUUGAGGCCUUCGCCUUUGGUGAAGAGCAGUACGUUGUGUUUGCGCAGCCGUUCGCUGGGACGUGCAGCUUCCUGGAAUGGGAUCAUGUCGAGAUGACCUUCCGAAGCUUCGACACCAUUGAAAGUAAGUCGGGCCGAGGGAAGCGCCAACCGAGGCUCGACGGUGAGGCGCUAACGCUUCUGCGACAUGUUCCAGGCACUUCCACCGUGGUCUGCAAGCCCCUGGCCAUCCGCGACCACCUUUUCGUCAUUGUGGCGCAACUCUUCGGUGGCUCCCAUAUUUACAAGCGGGACGUUUCUGCCAACAAAUUCAUCAAGAUCCAGGACAUCGACAUCUUGAAAAUCCGCAAACCCAACGACAUCGAGACCUUUGUGAUCGACGGCGAGUCGUUCUUCGUCAUCGCGGAUAGCUCGAAGGCCGGCGACACGACCAUAUACAAAUGGAACGGCAACGGGUUUUACUCUCACCAGUCCCUCCACCCGUGGCACCGAGAUACAGACGUGGAAUACUUGGAGAUCUCCAACAAAGCCCACCUGAUCUUAUCCAGCAGCUCCCAGAGGCCCGUGGUUUAUCAGUGGAACAGGGGCCGCAAGAGGUUUGACCGCAGGACCGACUUACCGGAGAUGGAGGACGUCUUGGCCGUCCGACACUUCCUGGUCAAGAGUGAGCUGUUCAUUUGCCUGACGAGAUUUAUCGGGGACUCCAAAGUGAUGCGUUGGGACGGCGCCAUGUUCAAGGAGGUCCAGACCUUUCCCUCCCGCGGAUCCAUGGUUUUCCAGCCCGUCUCCGUCGGCAACUGGCAGUACGCCAUCCUGGGCAGUGAUUAUUCGCUGACGCAGAUCUACCGGUGGGACGCCGAGCGGGGCCAGUUUGUUCCGUCCCAGGAGCUGAGCAUCCAGGCGCCGCGGGGCUUUUCUCUGGUGUCGCUCGACGGGCGGGACUUCCUGAUUGCAUCCAGCUUUAAGGGGAAGUCGCAGAUAUACGAGCAUCUCAUGAUCGAUCUUAGCCAUUAAAUCCGCCCUCCCGUUUGGGCUCGCCGUCUUCACCGUCCGUCACUGUUUAUCUGACAUGUGUUACGACUCGUUUAGAAUGCAGGCAGUGCACACGCUAGGGGAAUCUGGUGCUGAUGACCGGGGGGGAGACGCUUGGGGGGCGGCCGGCGUAGAUAAGGAUAGCGGGUCUUGGAAGAUUGAAGAACAGGACAUGGCCGGGGGGGGGGACUUGAGCUGUGGUCCAGGCUUAGAGGAAAUGCAAAACAGCGACCCGGAACACUUGCAGAUCUUGUCGCGUUUCAUAUGACGCAGCGGAACCGGUCGCAUCGGAGACCCGCGUCAUCCAAUGAAAAGAGGAUUUUCAAGACGUCAUCAGUCGCGGUUCGCUUCUUUUCGGAUGAGGGUUUCACAGUCGAGGGGCUCGGGGUUCAAAUCUCGGUCCUUUCUGUGCGCAGCGGGCUUUGCUCCGCCAACUCGGGCUCCCUCCCGCAUUCCAAAAACACGCAUACCGCUUUGAUUUCAGAUAACAUUUAUUCGUCCUACAAUGGGAACAUUUUCAAGACUCGAACAUUUGCCCCAACCGUAGAUGUCAACGGUUGUCUUGCCCAUGUGCCCUGUAAUUGAACCGGGGUCGACGCCGCCUCAGCAGGGAUAGAAUCCAGCCCACUUGUGACCCCGAAAAAGGCCCGUCGAACAUACUGGGGUUUGACAAGCAUCCCGUAAUGGAUGAUGUGCCACUGUCACAGCGACUGCGCGAGCUUGAGCAGACUUCAUUCACAGUACCAUGUGUCGCGUGAUGGAGGGUGGACGAUUGGGACUCUGCUGCAAUUUAGCGACCGAAAAACAUGCUCCAAAGUGAGAAUGCCAUCGAUUCCGUUGACACCACUUCCAGAGCACGCAAUCAGCUCUUCUCCAUCCAAUCUGUGACCGUCGCUUACGCAAGACUCGAUGCAUGAUGCCGACACUCGCGGCGGUGCUUUUCGGAUGAAUGACUCACUAGAAGCGUCCCACUGUGUCACCCGCCUCGCUCCCUUUCACUGCACUCUUGCCCCGUUUUCGCCCUCACUGACAAAAGCAUUGUUGGGAGUUGCAGUACCUGUGCAUUCACACGCUCCUCUCGUUGGGAAUCACAAUGCAAUUCUGAAAACGGUUCACACGACCCGCAACAAUUGGCCAAAUAGGAUUUUUACUUACUUAUUUUGUUGAUGACACUGUACAAAUAAUGGAAUUCAUACCACACAGCUUUUGGAGGUAGAAAUGACCGCACUCGGUCUUUUUUUUGUCACUUGGUGAUGUUAGCGACAGCAUGAUGUUGAGUAUCAUUAAAACAA